GGACGGGGGUGGCGAGGGCCGUCCCGCCAUGAACUUGGCCAGUCAGAGCGGCGACGGCGGCAGCGGCCAUCUGCUCUUCGCCAACUUCAACCAGGACAACACAUCCCUUGCAGUUGGCAGUAAAUCAGGCUACAAAUUCUUCUCUCUUUCUUCUGUGGACAAAUUAGAGCAGAUCUAUGAAUGCACUGACACAGAAGAUGUGUGCAUUGUGGAGAGGCUGUUUUCCAGUAGUCUGGUGGCCAUAGUUAGCCUUAAAGCUCCACGCAAGCUGAAGGUUUGUCACUUUAAGAAGGGGACAGAGAUUUGCAACUACAGUUACUCCAACACCAUCUUGGCUGUCAAACUCAAUAGGCAGAGGCUUAUAGUAUGUCUGGAAGAGUCUCUUUAUAUACACAACAUACGAGACAUGAAGGUAUUACAUACAAUCAGGGAAACACCUCCCAAUCCUGCAGGGUUGUGUGCUUUAUCAAUAAACAAUGAUAACUGCUACCUGGCCUAUCCAGGAAGUGCAACCAUUGGUGAAGUACAAGUCUUUGACACCAUCAAUCUGAGAGCUGCUAAUAUGAUCCCAGCUCACGAUAGUCCCUUGGCUGCUUUGGCAUUUGACGCAAGUGGUACUAAACUUGCCACUGCGUCAGAAAAGGGGACAGUAAUAAGAGUGUUUUCCAUUCCAGAGGGACAGAAACUCUUUGAAUUCCGAAGGGGAGUGAAGAGGUGUGUGAGCAUCUGUUCGUUGGCUUUCAGCAUGGAUGGCAUGUUUCUGUCUGCAUCCAGUAACACAGAGACGGUGCAUAUCUUCAAACUUGAGACUGUGAAAGAAAAACCUCAGGAAGAGCCUACAACCUGGACAGGUUACUUUGGAAAAGUGCUGAUGGCCUCAACAAGCUAUCUGCCUUCUCAAGUAACAGAAAUGUUCAACCAGGGUAGAGCUUUUGCUACAGUCCGUCUGCCGUUCUGUGGGCACAAAAACAUCUGCGCACUUGCCACAAUCCAGAAGAUCCCUCGUUUAUUGGUGGGAGCUGCUGACGGAUAUCUCUACAUGUACAACCUAGACCCCCAAGAAGGAGGAGAGUGCACACUAAUGAAGCAGCACAAGCUUGAUGGCAGCAUGGAGCCGGCCAACGAAAUUCUAGAGUCUGCAUCCCAUGACCGGCCGUUGGUAGCGCAGACAUACAGUGCUGCUGUGACUAAAGGUACAUAUGUGCCUUCCUCACCCACAAGGCAUGCCUAUACGGAUGACCUGGGUGCCGUGGGUGGAGUUUGCUUGGAAGAUGAAACCAACUCACUUAGAUUGGAUGAAGACAGUGAGCAUCCUCCCAUGAUCCUUCGGACAGACUAAACUUUGACCUGUGAACUCACUCCUGAAGCAGAGAACACUGGCUUGAUGUUUCUUGAGGAAUCUCGUGUUAUGCUGCUAUGAACUUUGACAUGAGUUGGGAGAGAGGAUGACAGACUCUUACAGUUUUAAGUCAUAGCUGUAGUUCUGAUUCUAUACAAUUGGAAAAAUAUAUGGUUUUCAAUUCAGUGGCUUUUAAUCUUGCUUAUCUAUUUUAGCUGUGUUUAUUUUUUUGUUGCCAAAACCUGCUGUUUGUGCAGCCCUCAAAGCCUACUAGCUUUGCAUGCAUUCAUGUGCCAAGCAAGCAUAGGAGGGGGAGAGAGAGAAGCCACUUUAUAACAAACCCAAGUUUGUAUUUUUUUUAUAUAUGUAUAUAAUAUUUAGCUUAUAUAAGGAAGGAGUAGAGAAGUGGUUCUGGAAGCUGAGACUAGUUCUGCACUGACAAAGGUCCAAAUGGUUUCCUGUGCAUGGGCUUGCAGGCAUACCUAGUGACUGACAUGCAACCUUUCAAAUGCAAUGGCCUGUUUUUUUGGGUUCUCCCUCCCCUUUCCUGGACCAUUUUGUUAAUUAAAAUUCCUUCUGAAUGUUG
This is a messenger RNA of Gavia stellata (red-throated loon), 1925 nucleotides long. It is a transcript of the gene WIPI2, whose product is annotated as WD repeat domain, phosphoinositide interacting 2. Gene Ontology annotation, cellular component: cytosol; extrinsic component of membrane; phagophore assembly site membrane. The record is from RefSeq and is a predicted model, not a curated record. Gene Ontology annotation, molecular function: phosphatidylinositol-3-phosphate binding; protein binding; phosphatidylinositol-3,5-bisphosphate binding. Lineage: Eukaryota; Metazoa; Chordata; Aves; Gaviiformes; Gaviidae. The transcript is spliced from 12 exons. Gene Ontology annotation, biological process: protein localization to phagophore assembly site; autophagy of mitochondrion; protein lipidation. Bases 29 to 1339 code for a protein of 436 amino acids.